AUGGCUCUUGUUCCGUACGUGGAGAAUUCUUUACCAAUUCUUUCUAAAUUCCACAACGCAUCGGCCAACUUUAGAUUCUGUAAUCACGACAUAAACAUAGCACAAGAUUGGAAGAAGCUUGGAGUGGCUGCAGUUGUAUGGGAUGCUGCUGUUGUGUUGAGCAUGUAUCUAGAACUUGGAAGUGUGGAGUUAAAAGGGAAAUCUGUCCUGGAGCUGGGAGCUGGGACUGGUCUGGUGGGAAUUGUGGCAGCAUUAUUAGGGGCCAAUGUGACCAUCACGGACAGAGAGCCUGCCUUGGACUCCCUCUCCACUAAUGUCAAGACCAACUUACCUGCAGACAUGCUGGGGUCUGCCUCUGUGUCGGAACUGACGUGGGGGGAGGAUCUGCAGCGUUACCCGGCUGGGGGCUUCCAUUUGAUUUUAGGGGCGGACAUCGUGUACUUGGAGAACACUUUUGCGGCGUUACUUGAAACUUUGAAGUACUUGUGUUCGGAUACAACGAUCGUCCUGCUGUCCUGCAAAAUCCGCUAUGAACGUGACAGCGCCUUUUUGGACAUGCUAAAGCAGAGUUUUGCCGUCGAGGAAGUUUAUUAUGACCCAGAGAAAGACAUUCACAUUUUUAAAGCAUCAAAACUGCCUCAAAAUACCGAAUUGUGA
Molecule: messenger RNA, 657 nt
Organism: Knipowitschia caucasica
Lineage: Eukaryota; Metazoa; Chordata; Actinopteri; Gobiiformes; Gobiidae
Source: the annotation of a GenBank genome assembly